AUGAUAGAAGUAAUCACAAAAUCGCAAAUCUUUGGUGAAACUAGAUGCUGGAUGUACAACAUUGAAUGGCAAAAGCGGGGCCUUCCACACUCCCACAUUCUCAUUUGGCUCAAAAAUAAAAUAAAACCCACUGACGUCGAUAGCAUCAUCAGUGCUGAGAUUCCGAACCCUCAAGAAGAUCCUCUACUUUUUGAUAUCGUGACAAAGAAUAUGAUCCAUGGUCCGUGUGGAGGUUUUAACAGUAUCUCACCCUGCAUGAUAGAAGGAAAAUGUUCCAAAAAAUUUCCAAGAAGAUUAAUUCAAGAAACGCAAUCAAGUGAAGAUGGAUAUCCAUUUUACAGGAGAAGGAAGCCAGGAGAUGGAGGAUACACCGCGAAAAUCAAGAAACUAAAUGGAAAUAUUUGGCAGGAAAUAAUAAUUGACAACAGAUGGGUUGUUCCUUAUAAUCCUCUGCUAAUUAAAAUGUUUUGUGCUCACAUUAAUGUAGAAUUUUGUCACUCAGUGAAAUCUAUCAAAUAUAUUUUUAAGUAUGUCAACAAAGGUAGUGACCAGGCAAUGUUUGGAUUGCACAAAAGUGGACCAAAUUUGGAUGAAAUUGAAUCCUUUCAAUCUGGAAGGUACAUCAGCUCCAAUGAAGCUGUUUGGUGGAUAGUGGGAUUCUCAAUACACGAACGUCACCCAACUGUGGUGCAUCUCAGUGUGCACUUAGAAAAUGGUCAAAGAAUGUAUUUUGAUGCAGCUAGCUUAAAAGAAAAGUUACAGUCGCCACCAAAAUCUACCCUUCUUGCAUUUUUUGAGCUGUGUCAGAAUGAUCCUUUUGCGCAAACAUUGCUUUACUGUGACGUACCAAAAUAUUACACAUGGAAUACAUCCCAAAAAUGUUUCAGUAGAAGAAAGCAAGGUAUUGAUGUCAAAGAUCAUCCAGGAGUAAAAAUGAGUGAUGCCCUUGGACGAGUCUACACUGUGCAUCCAACAAAUGCAGAAUGCUUUUAUCUGCGCAUGCUCCUUCAUGUUGUAAAAGGCCCGACCUCUUUUACUAAUUUAAAAACUGUUGAAGGUGUGGUGUGCCAAACCUUUCGAGAGGCUUGCCAAAGACGAGGCAUGUUAGACAACGAUGAGCAUUGGGAAGCAGCUCUGGCCGAGGCUGCUCAGACAGGGACAGCACAGAGAGUACGCCAUCUUUUUGCUCUUUUGUUGACAACAUGUGGAUUAUCAAAUCCACUUGAUCUUUGGGAAAAAUAUAAAAAUGCACUGAGUGAUGACAUACUUCUACAAAAGAGAAGAGAAAAUCAAGAUAUUCUAAUUGAUUUUUCAAACAUAAUAUAUGAUGAGGCCUUGAUUGCCCUGGAAGACCUAUGUUUAACAAUGGCUGGAAAAGACCUGAAACAUAAAGGUGGAGUAGUUUUCCUGGAUGCACCAGGGGGAACAGGCAAAACAUUCCUCAUUAAUCUUCUUCUUGCUAAAGUCAGGCAACAAAACAAGAUUGCACUUGCAGUGGCUUCAUCUGGUAUUGCAGCUACACUUCUUCAAGGGGGUAGGACAGCACAUUCUACCUUCAAGCUACCACUAAACUUGGCUCAUGGUGAUACUCCUGUUUGUGACAUAUCCAAAGACUCUGGCCAAGCAAAAAUUCUUCAGAUUUGCAGUUUAAUAGUAUGGGAUGAAUGUACUAUGUCUCACAAAAGGGCUCUUGAAGCAGUAGAUAUGUUAAUGCAAGAUUUGAAAAAUAGCAAAGCAUUAAUGGGCGGAGUAGUUGUCAUGUUAGCUGGUGACUUUAGACAAACCCUACCAGUAAUUCCAAAGUCAACUCCUGCAGAUGAGCUCAACGCCUGUCUUAAAGCUUCAUACCUCUGGAAGUAUGUCGAAAAAAUAACCCUUAAGACAAAUAUGAGAGCUCAACUUUCUGAAGAUCAAAAUGCUGCUAAUUUUUAUAAACAACUAUUAACAAUUGGAGACGGCAAAGUUCCCAUUGAUUCAAAUGGAUUUAUUAAUUUUCCUUCACAGUUUUGCAACAUAGUCAAGUCUCUCGAAGUGUUAAAAUCUAAUGUUUUCUGUUAUUUACCAGAAAAUUUCAGAAACCAUGAGUGGCUGUGUGAACGAGCUAUUCUUGCACCUACAAAUGACUCUGUUAAUAGAAUCAACAUCGACAUUUUAAACCAGCUGCCUGAUGAUUGCAAACUUUACAAAUCGAUUGACAGUACCUUAGACCCUGCACAAGCUUUAUAUUAUCCUGCAGAAUUUCUGAAUUCUUUGGAACCACCAGGACUUCCACAUCACAAUCUUCAACUCAAAAUUGGUGCUCCGAUCAUUCUCCUUAGAAAUCUUGAUCCUCCAAAGCUCUGCAAUGGAACCCGUUUAGUCAUUAAAAAUCUUUUUUCAAACCUUAUUGAAGGAACCAUACUGACUGGCUGUGCCAAGGGAGAAGAUGUUUUUAUACCUAGAAUUCCUCUCAUACCAUCUGAUCUGCCCUUUGAAUUCAAGCGUUUGCAGUUUCCUGUUCGGCUCGCAUUUGCAAUGACAAUAAACAAAGCACAGGGGCAGUCACUGAAAGUUGCAGGAAUCAACCUGGAAUCCCCCUGCUUCUCUCAUGGCCAACUUUACGUUGCAUGUUCCCGUGUGGGUUCUCCACGAAAUCUGUUUGUAUUUGCUGCUGAGCACAAAACCAAAAACAUAGUAUAUCAACAGGCUUUAUGUUAA
Biomphalaria glabrata is the source of this 2697-nucleotide messenger RNA. RefSeq lists its product as uncharacterized. The record is from RefSeq and is a predicted model, not a curated record. NCBI's taxonomy places the organism in Eukaryota, Metazoa, Mollusca, Gastropoda, Planorbidae. Gene Ontology annotation, molecular function: DNA helicase activity. Bases 1 to 2697 code for a protein of 898 amino acids. The transcript is spliced from 2 exons. Gene Ontology annotation, biological process: telomere maintenance; DNA repair.